UUCAACUUCGAUUUCUUCAAAGACGAUUGGAGUCGGGAAUGGGAAACCGAGGACGUCUAGUAUGGGUGGGUUUAACUUCCCUCCUGGAAUGGGCACGACGCUGCAGGCAACGGGGACGAAGAGAUCUGCUGAAACAAUGAAGGAUACAACUCCGCUAGGGACAGGAGGAAGAUCAGGAACGGGACUAGGGGUCUCGUACGCAGCUGCCCAAGCGCGUUCUACGAGACAGCCAUUCGGUAUAUUAGACGUUUCGGAUGAAGGAAAUGUAAAGCGUGUUCGUCGAUAGUUACGUGGGUUGCAAGAAUUUCUUUUCUUUUCUUUUUUCCUUUGUUUCCUUGUUCUCGUUCUUUUUCCUUUUUUCUUUUGUCACCUUUCUCGACACAAGCACGUAUACAACCAUGUCCACACAAGUUCUGUUCUCGUAUCAAUACCCUGCAUCACAACACGACUGUACAGAAUGAACUACC
This is a messenger RNA of Fomitiporia mediterranea MF3/22, 467 nucleotides long. RefSeq lists its product as uncharacterized. The transcript is spliced from 3 exons. The record is from RefSeq and is a predicted model, not a curated record. Lineage: Eukaryota; Fungi; Basidiomycota; Agaricomycetes; Hymenochaetales; Hymenochaetaceae. The coding region runs from base 62 to 286 and encodes 74 amino acids.